Penicilliopsis zonata CBS 506.65 is the source of this 1616-nucleotide messenger RNA. RefSeq lists its product as hypothetical. Bases 336 to 1505 code for a protein of 389 amino acids. Gene Ontology annotation, biological process: membrane fusion; autophagosome assembly; Golgi organization. Gene Ontology annotation, cellular component: cytosol; nucleus. Gene Ontology annotation, molecular function: ubiquitin binding. NCBI's taxonomy places the organism in Eukaryota, Fungi, Ascomycota, Eurotiomycetes, Eurotiales, Aspergillaceae. The transcript is spliced from 3 exons. The record is from RefSeq and is a predicted model, not a curated record.
CUAAAGGCUAGCUAGAUGUGAGCUGCCACUUGGCUAAAUCGUUCUCUAUUCUACUUCACCAAUUUCACUUUUCCCUUGCGGAGGGGGAAGGUCUGGGGGCAGCCUGGCCAAUCAGGCAGCUACGAGUGACGUACUGCAAAAGUGAAAGGCGGCAGCUGUAAUUGCUUCUUCACAACAGGCCAGCGCGUCGACUUACUUCUUCAUCACUCUUGCAUCUCCUCCAUCCCAACAUACCCUUUUUGCUGCUGCCAGUAUUUCUCUGGGUUUAGAAGGAGCAAACCACACAGGCGCGUGUUUACUGCUUACCCUUGUUGAUUCCUGACCCCGCAGUCAGCAUGGAUGCACCCAACCCAACACCAGAUGAGAUUCUCUCUCAGUUCUGUGCAAUAACUGGAAUGGAACCCUCCGAGGCACAGAAUUGGCUGAUGGAAAGGAAUCUCGAUGAGGCGCUAUCUGAGUAUUUUGCGGAUCCUGACGCCAUGACGGAGGAGGCAGCAGCUCCUAGCGGUGGAAGUUCGAUAGGGAGACGACUGGGGAAUGAUGACGAGACGGAAUCGGCAACUGGCCAGUCGCUGGGUGACUUCCGACAACCACCCUCGAAGAAAGCUGUGCCUCAAAAAAAGUUCGCUACCUUGGGUGAUUUUGCGGCCCGGGCAGGCGAUUCUACAGACGAAGAAGACGAUGAAAACCAGGACUUCUUUGCUGGGGGCGAAAAAUCUGGGUUGGCCGUACAGAAUCCUGACGACAUCAAGCGGAAAAUCCUAGAGAAAGCCAGAAAGUCCAAGCCUCCAUCUGCUGACGACUCCGAGCCGCUUAGGUCAAAUUUCACUGGCACUGCACGCACGCUCGGUGGUGACGAUGCACCGAGCCGGGUCAUCGAGAGCCAAGCCUCACGCUCCAUACAGCAGCCGCCAAGGGUACAGAGAACUCUUCAUUUUUGGGCAGACGGCUUUUCAGUGGAUGAUGGCGACCUGUACCGGUCUGAUGACCCUCGGAAUGCCGAGGUCCUAGAGGGAAUCCGACAGGGUCGCGCCCCUCUCUCAAUUAUGAAUGUACAACCGGGCCAAGAAGUCGAUGUUGAGAUCAAGCAACAUGAAGAAAAGUACAUCAAGCCAAAGCCCAAAUACAAGCCAUUUUCGGGCCAGGGACAGCGACUGGGCAGCCCGACCCCCAUGAUCAAAACCCAGCAGGCUCCUACCACCACUGCUGCAAAAUCGAGCGAAGCCCCCUCUGACCCUGUCCGUCCUACUGUCGACGAAUCACAACCCGUGGUAACCUUGCAGGUGCGACUUGGGGAUGGAUCGCGGCUUACUUCCAGAUUCAACACGACGCAUACCAUUGGCGAUGUCUACGACUUUGUCUCGGCAGCAAGUCCUGUCAGCCAGUCUCGGCCUUGGGUGUUGAUGACCACUUUCCCAAACAAAGAGUUGACUGACAAGGCUGCAGUGCUAGGGGAUCUCGCGGAUUUCAAGCGUGGUGGCGUUGUGGUGCAGAAGUGGCAGUGAAGUCAGGCUUACAGUACGCUCUUCAUGGCUCACAACAUUGGAAAGAUAAGACACCCAUGAUACUACUCAUGAUAGCUUAAUUCCAUACCAUCUAUCCAGCAGUCAGUUUAG